AAUCAACCCUUCCUUUUCAUUCCGCUGUACAACCACCAAAAUGGACUCUGAAUUAGACAAAAUUCUGGGGAUAUUGCUAGAAGGUCAUGAGAAAGGUCAGGACUUCUCCCCGAAGAAGAAAGCCUUCGCGUUGGGAUUGUAUUAUGGUGGUCAAUCCCAACAUCGCGUCGCGCGAAGAUUCAAGACCGGGCGAUCCAGUAUACAACGCUGGGUAAAACAGCUAUAAGACCACGGCUCUUUCGAAAAACGUCCGGGAAAAGGCAGGAUAGGCUUUACCAAGCGUUAGAAGAGGUAAAUGUACGCUGUUUGUAAAAGGAACCGACAUUUGCCAUGGCUAGCAGUCCUUAAAGCUAUGCCAUGGCCCGAUUCUAAGCGUACGGUCAAGCGAGUCAUCCAAGAGUACAAAUUCGGUAAAUAGAGGGCCUAGAAACGAAUCCCUUUGACAAGUAAGGAUGCGAAAGGCCGUAUAAACUUUAGCAAGUGGGG
Truncatella angustata is the source of this 486-nucleotide messenger RNA. RefSeq lists its product as uncharacterized. The transcript has a single exon. NCBI's taxonomy places the organism in Eukaryota, Fungi, Ascomycota, Sordariomycetes, Amphisphaeriales, Sporocadaceae. The coding region runs from base 41 to 226 and encodes 61 amino acids. The record is from RefSeq and is a predicted model, not a curated record.